AUGACAGUUUCGAUCUCGAAACUGAACACGGGUGCCUCCAUACCGGCGAUUGCCCUAAGUACCUGGCAGAGCAAAGACGACGCCCCCUAUUGUUAUCGUAACGUGAAAGAGGUUGGUGAAGGGAUUCAACAAGGCCUCGUGGAAUCAGGCCUGCAGCGGAGCGACAUCUUUAUCACUCCAAAAAUCUGGUGCACCUACCGCACGAGGGUGCAAGAGAAUCUCGACAAAAGCCUGGGGGAUCUGGGUUUAGAGUAUGUUGAUCUCUACCUCCUACACUGGCCGAUUGCGAUGAACCCGAGUGAGAAUCACGAGAAAUUUCCCACGCUACCAGAUGGGUCUCGGGAUUUGGUGCGUGAACGGUCCCACGUCGAUACAUAUAAGGACAUGGAGAAGCUAUUGUCGACCGGUAUGGUGAAGGCCAUCAGAGUUUGCAACUAUUCCAAAGGGUAUCUGGAGGAACUGCUAGGUUCCGCUUCCAUUAUCCCUGCAAUCAAUCAGAUCGAGAACCAUCCGCUACUACUACAGGAUGAGAUUGUGGAAGUGUGCCGUAAGGCUGGCAUAUUCUGA
Messenger RNA from Cladophialophora psammophila CBS 110553, 567 nucleotides. RefSeq names its product alcohol dehydrogenase. NCBI's taxonomy places the organism in Eukaryota, Fungi, Ascomycota, Eurotiomycetes, Chaetothyriales, Herpotrichiellaceae. Gene Ontology annotation, cellular component: cytosol. The transcript has 3 exons. The record is from RefSeq and is a predicted model, not a curated record. Gene Ontology annotation, molecular function: aldose reductase (NADPH) activity. The coding region runs from base 1 to 567 and encodes 188 amino acids.